Messenger RNA from Vollenhovia emeryi, 1221 nucleotides. RefSeq lists its product as uncharacterized. The coding region runs from base 169 to 864 and encodes 231 amino acids. The record is from RefSeq and is a predicted model, not a curated record. Lineage: Eukaryota; Metazoa; Arthropoda; Insecta; Hymenoptera; Formicidae. The transcript has 3 exons.
UGUGAGACUAACUUAAUUGUGUUCUUCGAGAUCGCACACGGCUUACGUAUAUAACCGAUGCGCGGUCGAUGCUUCCCCUCAAACGCCGUCUAAGAGUUCGAGUAAGAACUGGAACGAGUGCCACAAUCAGGACAUUCACGACAGGAAGAAAGGAAGUGCCGCUGUACGAUGAGAUUAAUAUUGACGUUCUUUUUAUUGGCUAUCUCGCUGAGUUUGAGCAGCGCGCGAACUCGACAGCGCAUAAACGUUAUAUUAAAUUCCACCGUUCGACCACUCGAUCAACCAGAUUACACGCAAUCGCGCAAAUCACCGGAUGACGAGAGAUACGUCGAGCGGGUAGAAAUCCACAAUCAAAUUGGUUUGGACGGUAAAGUGCGAAGGAUCCAUUCGGACGAGGAGAAUAAGCCGGGCAUUCGCGCGUAUGGUCUACCGAAAAAACACCCACAAGAUUACGGUGUUAUCGAAAGACUGCAUUUUGGAGAGGAUCACAUUGAUGACACCUUGAAAAGUGGUCGAUUGGUGGAAGCAUAUGGAAUUCCGAAAAAUAAGGUGGAGACCAAUGGAUUUAUAGAUAGACUGCCAUUGUCAAGUACAGAUCGUGAGUCUGCUAAGUUGGAAUCAGAAAAUGGAAAUGUUAGAAUAAGGAGAUUUGUUCGAACGGGAUCCGGGAACAAGGUCGAAGAGAAGGUUGCUAAUGAGGUGGAAGAUAUGGAGGCACAAGAUACCAAGGUUUUCAGACCGCUCUUCGUCUACAGACAACAAGUAGCUACCAGAGAAAGACGAAAGCAUGCGAGGAACGUAGCACAUAGGAAUCACUGGCAUGCGACGUAUCAACCUUGCUAUCACCGUCAAGGAACCCAUUGAUUUUAUUGAGAAGAACGUGAAUAUUGACAUAUAGAUUCUUCAGUCCGCAGAAGCUAAGCUAAUUAGAUUUAGGCUAAUAGCAAGUUCUUAUUUCUUGAACAACAAAUAAAAAAAUCUCAUUCUUUUAGAUUUAGAUUUUCUCAAAGUAUUUGUAUAAAUAUUUUAGACGUUUAAUAUUUUAAAGUAUCUAAAAUUUUAUCUUUACAAAAAAUUUGUAAUUUGAGUAAAUCCAUGAACUGUUUAAAAUAUCUAGAUCUCGAAUUUUGUAUAUUGAAUCUUUGUAUUAUUGAUUAUGCUUAAAUAAUUGCACUUAAAAGUUUUGUAACGCUAUUGAAUAAAGCAAAUUUACAAGAGAAA